Cygnus atratus (black swan) is the source of this 537-nucleotide messenger RNA. Its product is annotated as active breakpoint cluster region-related protein. The annotation marks the transcript as partial. Gene Ontology annotation, molecular function: GTPase activator activity. Gene Ontology annotation, cellular component: membrane. Gene Ontology annotation, biological process: signal transduction; positive regulation of GTPase activity. NCBI's taxonomy places the organism in Eukaryota, Metazoa, Chordata, Aves, Anseriformes, Anatidae. The transcript has 3 exons. The record is from RefSeq and is a predicted model, not a curated record.
CCCUCUCGGAUCCUGCUGCCAAGGAGAACUGCAUGAUGCACCUUCUCCGCUCGCUGCCUGACCCCAACCUCAUCACUUUCCUCUUCCUGCUGGAGCACUUGAAAAGGGUAGCGGAAAAGGAGCCCAUCAACAAAAUGUCCCUCCACAACCUGGCCACAGUCUUUGGGCCAACACUGCUGAGACCCUCGGAGGGGGAGAGCAAAGGACACCUCACCCUGGCCUCCGACAUCUGGUCCCACGACGUGAUGGCCCAGGUCCAGGUCCUCCUCUACUACCUGCAGCAUCCUCCCAUCUCCUUCACUGAGCUGAAGCGCAACACACUUUAUUUCUCCACGGACGUGUAGCCUGCAGGGAGGAGGCACCAGCUGCAAACACUCCCAGCUCCCUGCUGGGGGCCAUGGACCGGAUCAAGGCCCCCAGGGAGAUCGGCCUGGCCCCAGGACGGUGCCGCCUGCAGCUCCUGUACAAUCGCAUACCGACGGCUCGGUCCCGCCCCAGGCGCCGUGCCGCUCUGUAAAGUAGUCGUGUCUUAUGUCC